UCGCCACGUGGAACCCUCCUUUCAAAGUUCAAAUUCUUUUCCUGGUAUUUCUCUGUCAUUUUUCUCCUAAUCCAAACACUAUAGAUUUCUUUUAGUUUGUAGCUGAUUGUCGAAGCUCUUCAAUGGAGAGAAACUGUGCAAUGGUGACGAACACGAUUACUGUUGCGUUAAAAGAAGAAGAGAUUGAGCUUGAGCUAGGAUUGUCAAUAGGUGGAGGAUAUGAAAGGCCGGAAAAUUUGAAGCCGAUUAAGAAAGAGCCAGUGCAGGAUCAACAAACGAGCAAUUCGAAUUCUGAUGGCUCUGAAUCCGAUCCGCGUGAGAAAAACUACCACCAUCAGAGAUCUACUGUCUCGCCGUGUUUUAUCAGAGAUGCAGAGCAGGAGAUUGAUCUGCAGGUGAAGCGUGAGAUUCAGGCGGCCCGGAGGCAAGAAGCGAAGAAGAAGAGAGAAGAGAAACAGCAAAAGAAGCGGAUGUGUAAGGGGCAAAAUGGAGAUAACCUGAAUGAAUUUGGUAUAAGAGAAAGGCAGGGUAAGAGAAAUAAAGUAGCGGACGCAGUCGCUGGAUCUGGAAGCAACGACGAUGAACUUAUAAACGUGAAUGGAGAAUUGACCAAUCCAAUGGCGUACAUUGCAUCGCCGAUGUGUACCGUUAUGCCAAUGCAGAACCAGCUUCCGCCUCUGCAGCUCGUUCCGGUUACAAAUGGUUUUGCGUGCAUGAUGCCUUGCUGGGCCCAGAAUGGAGCCGGAGUAGUGGGAAGCGAGAGAAACGUAAUUCAACCGGUGGCGAACCGAAUUGCGGAGCCAGUGCAGGCGACGUCGGAAUCGGUUCUUAGUUUGUCAAUGUGCAGUUCCUCUACCGUCUCCGAAGACCACAGCUCUUCUCCGCAAGAGCAAGGUAGACUAGAUCGGAAGAAUGAUACAGCGGAGCGAGCAGAAGACGGCGAAAGCAUCAGCAAAUCAACAAACCACAUUGAUCAGCCAGCAUCAAAUGCUAUUGAAUCAUCAAGGAACUUGGUUUCAACUCCAGCCACUAAUACAUUCAGGGAAACAAAGGGGAAACCUCCUAAGCCUGUUAAUUCAAACCCGAACACUACUACUCUGCUUCCUCAUAUGCCCCGCGUCUCGACGACGGGGAACGGUCCGAAUGGGAAGACCGUCAAUGGUUUUCUGUAUAGAUAUACGAAAUCAGAGGUCAGUAUUGUGUGUGUUUGCCAUGGAACCACAUUCUCUCCCGCUGAGUUCGUGGAGCACGCUGGUGGCACGGAUUUAUCACAACCUUUACGACACAUUACCGUGAUUCCAUCCGCCCUUUGACAAUAAACAAAUAGCAUGUGAUAUGAGCGGUUGGUUGAACCGGAAAUCAUGUU
This is a messenger RNA of Tripterygium wilfordii, 1366 nucleotides long. RefSeq names its product ninja-family protein AFP3-like. Gene Ontology annotation, biological process: signal transduction; negative regulation of DNA-templated transcription. NCBI's taxonomy places the organism in Eukaryota, Viridiplantae, Streptophyta, Magnoliopsida, Celastrales, Celastraceae. The coding region runs from base 123 to 1313 and encodes 396 amino acids. The transcript has a single exon. The record is from RefSeq and is a predicted model, not a curated record. Gene Ontology annotation, cellular component: nucleus.